This is a messenger RNA of Clonostachys rhizophaga, 1140 nucleotides long. Lineage: Eukaryota; Fungi; Ascomycota; Sordariomycetes; Hypocreales; Bionectriaceae. The record is from the annotation of a GenBank genome assembly.
AUGUCCGAACCAGACAUCAACAGUGUGCUCAUGACUUUGCAGAGUCCCUUACCUGCUGUCCGAGAUGAUCGAGAUGACGAAAUCUCUGUUGAGGAUUUUGGAACGGUUUGUAAUUUUUUAAGUCUUUUCCGGUGUAUUUUUUAUGUGAGAACGCUUCAAGUUGGGCUUAAUCGUGCUUCGUCAGAGUAUCAUCGACUGGGAGACUGGAAACAGAUUGUUCGACCAGCCUUGACAGAGAGAGAUUUCCUCCUCAUUCCCCAAGAUGAUGUUCAGGUAUGGUCUAUGAAAAUUGACGGCUUUGGAAGUAUGGAGUCGAUGAUGAACUCGGAUUUUAUGGCAGCAUUCUGGGCUCGUGAGGAGUUCCGUCUUUGCGAUUCUGUGCUAGUACAGGACCCGGACACACUUUUGUUUCGCCGCGACUUGGAAUUAGAAAUACAAUGCAAUGCCCCUCUUCUGGACUGGGAUGCAUCAGAGGGGCCUCUUCAAAUUGUUAUCAACACGCGCUUCAACAUACCCGAAGAAAGCCUUCGGGAAUCCAAAGUACUUGUCAGCUCCGCUCGACCAGCUUUCCUUAGGCUGCUUGCCAAGAUGGAAGGUAAACAGGAUAUACCAUCACAAUUCCGCCUUUCUACCGGCCUUGUUGAUCUUUCGCAAGGUGUCUUGCCUACUGGCGGAUCACAGGCAUUGUACCACUUGGUAGCAGAAAUUCCUCAAUACAAGGAUGGACGGUGGGGCAAGAUCAGAACUAGACUCGACCCCGAUUUCGAUUUCUUCUAUCAUCGUGAUUCUUCAACGUUGAGCAUACUGAUUUAUGCUUCUUUUGACGCAGGGUCUAUGCCAUACCUCAGCCAACGAAGAAAUUCUGCCGUGCCUGAGCAGAAGGAGUCCUCGGACACCAUUGGCCAAAGCUCGGGGCCAAGCGUCUUUGGGUCUGCUACACCUACUUCCUCCGCCUUUCCCAUCACACCGAAUCCAUCGGUUGCUGCACCAUUGAAACAAGAGGUGGUGCCUCAACCAGCUGUGAAAGCUUCAGCUAAAAGAGGUAAUAAUACCCAAACAAGAAUCAGAAAGGGGGGAACGGAUGGCAAGGAGGUCGCCGUCGGCGUGGAUAACAAUAUCAAGCUUCCUACUGCGUUGUAA